Papilio xuthus (Asian swallowtail) is the source of this 1767-nucleotide messenger RNA. Its product is annotated as Brevican core protein triforce. NCBI's taxonomy places the organism in Eukaryota, Metazoa, Arthropoda, Insecta, Lepidoptera, Papilionidae. The record is from RefSeq and is a predicted model, not a curated record. The coding region runs from base 192 to 1118 and encodes 308 amino acids. The transcript is spliced from 6 exons.
AAAGGCCACCACGGAACGCGGCAACCGUCAACCGCGUCCGCUGAAUCCGCGCGAAAAUGAAAUCGAGUUUCUAAAUUCGAACGUUCGAUUUUUUUAGCAAUAAAAACUCUUUGCUAUCAAAACAUCUUUCGAUUCGUAUUAAAUUUUUUACUUUUACAAUUUUUUACUCACAUAAAAAUAGCGUGUUAAAAAUGCAAUUUUUCAGCCUCAGUUACGUGUCUAGUGUAGUUUUAAUAUCGAUAGUUUUAUUAGCCAGUGCUCAAAGGCCUAACAAUAAUCAACGAGACCUUGGACCGAGAGAAUUGGCGAGACAGAAUCAAAUCACGACACAAAUUCUAGAAGCAUACAUUCAGAAAAAGCUGGGCUUAGCGAGGAAUACCAAUCCUUUAAUUCGACCUCCUUCGAUCUUUGAUAUAAUACCACCUAAGAAGCAAAGAGAGGAAAGACCAACGAGGCAGCUGUCAAUUCAUGAGGAUAAAGUAGAAGAUCCACCAGAGAUUGAGGAAGAUGAUGAAGGGGAAACUGAACCGGCAACGGUGGAGGACGAAGGACUGCAGAGUGUGGAAAGCGAACAGAUCGACUCAAUAUACUCCGAAGGUAGGAGUAAAAAAUACACGAGCCCACCUUUUGAAGCGGAGUUGGAUACAAAUGAUUAUAAAUGCUCGAGUUGCAACGACGACGAGCUUGGCGUUACGAGAUGGACCAUGCCACUGCUGAAGAGCGGCGAAAAGCGGUACUAUCUGGGAAUAUUCUUUAAGGCGAACUGGUUCAAAGCGCAGCAGUACUGCCGCUUCCAUGGCAUGCACCUCGCGUCCAUCUCAUCGCAAGAAGAAAACGACAGGCUUGAGAAAUAUGUGAAGGAUUCGGGCUACGGACGUGAGCACUUCUGGACAUCGGGCACUGACUUGGCCGAAGAGGGUAACUUCUUUUGGAUGGCUAAUGGAAGACCACUUACCUUCGUCAACUGGAAUGCUGGAGAGCCCAACAACUUCAGAUAUGAGAACGGCGAAGAAGAGAACUGCUUGGAACUUUGGAAUCGAGAUGACAAAGGUCUUAAAUGGAACGACUCACCUUGUUCUUUUGAAACUUUCUUCAUAUGCGAAGUAAGAACAGAUUGAUGAUUGUUAAUUUAGGAUUGAAUGUGAUAGCAGAUUAGUGUGCUAGAAACCAACUUUUAUUUACAUUACAGUUAUUUUUUGUUGUUACAAAUAUAAUUUAAACUUUUUUAGGUAGUUUUUUCGAAAUAAAUCUUAAAAAUGAAAUGCUAUUUUGCAUAUUUUAAAACUGUAAUUAAACUUGCCUGUUUUAUUUAUGUACAUGACAUAAUAUUUUAAGUAUUUUAAUCAAAAUUAUUUAUGAUUUUUGCAAAGUGAUAUUAUGCCACCAACAAAAUAUAUGUAGGAAGAAAUAUACUUUGUAUAUAUACAAAUUGUAUGUACAAAUAAAUAUAUAAAGUCAAUUACAGAUUAAAAAAUGUAAAUCUAUACGUUCUUUCUGUCUUGAAUAUAAUUUAUAUCAAAUUUUCUGUAUAUUAAAAGACACAACUCUUUUUAUACAAUUUAUAUAAAACAUAGUAACAUAGUAACAAUAAAGAUAUAGAAUAAGUUUGAACGAUCACUGCCCAAUGAUCUACUCCUUGUUGUAAACCUCUGAGCCAUUUGGUUCAACGGACAAUGUCGUCCAUAGUCAACGUAGUUGGUAGAUAAAUAAACAAUAGUUACCUUAGUAAUAAAUGUAAAAAUAGUUUUAAGAAUCAAUAAAGGUUUA